Messenger RNA from Sebastes umbrosus (honeycomb rockfish), 1892 nucleotides. It is a transcript of the gene nus1, whose product is annotated as NUS1 dehydrodolichyl diphosphate synthase subunit. The record is from RefSeq and is a predicted model, not a curated record. Lineage: Eukaryota; Metazoa; Chordata; Actinopteri; Perciformes; Sebastidae. The coding region runs from base 247 to 1128 and encodes 293 amino acids. Gene Ontology annotation, cellular component: endoplasmic reticulum membrane; dehydrodolichyl diphosphate synthase complex. Gene Ontology annotation, molecular function: ditrans,polycis-polyprenyl diphosphate synthase [(2E,6E)-farnesyl diphosphate specific] activity. The transcript has 5 exons.
CACUGCGUCACUCUCCUCUCGUCCAAUCAGAGAGCUCCGUGUAUCACGCUGCGAGUUCACAGGUCAGGGGUUGCCAACGAGAGAGGAAGAUGGCGUCAGACAGACGGAGCUGCAGGCAGCGAUGAAACAGAUGAAACAGAUGAAACAGGUCUAACAGGCGGAUACUAAUACUGACACUGAGGAGUGAACACCUCAUUCUCACCACUACCCUCUAAAGACAUUACUUCUCACAGAACAAGGCCACUCAUGGCGCUGCUGUACGGCUUGUUGUGGCGGUUCUUGCUGGUUCUGGUCCACAUCAACAGAGCGCUGGUCGCCUGGCUGCGGGUCCGGCUGCGGAGCCUGAAGGGUCGGCUGUGGGAGCGCGCUGUGGCCGCUCUGCUGCUGCCGGUCGCCCUGGCCGGGUUCCCGGACCACCAGAAGAAGCUGAACCAGAACCCCGACGCUAACGCUAACGCCAACCCGGUGACUGGAAACCGAGCUGCUGUCCGCCGGUCCCGGUGGCUGUCUGACGGCAGGUCUCUGGAGAAGCUGCCGGUCCACAUCGGCCUGCUGGUGGCGGAGGAAGAGCCCAGCUACACGGACAUAGCCAACCUGGUGGUCUGGUGCAUGGCUGUCGGGAUCUCAUACGUCAGCGUCUAUGACAAUCACGGUAUUUUCCGGAAAAACAACUCCCGUCUGCUGGAGGAGAUAGUGAGGCAGCAGCAGGACCUGCUGGGUGCAGACGGAUCCAAAUACAAUGUGGAGUUCCUCAGCAAUGGCAGCGACAAUCACCAGCACCACGUGGUUUCCAGCAGGCCCACGGUGAAGGUGUUGUCUCCAGAGGACGGAAAGCAGAGCAUCGUCCAGGCAGCGCAGCAGCUCUGUCGCUCUGUGGAGAAUAAAGAGAGGAGCUCCAAAGACAUCAGUGUCUCCAUGCUGGACAUACUGCUCAGAGAGUCCAAGAACAUCCCGGACCCUGAGCUGGUGGUGAAGUUCGGUCCUGUGGACAGCACGCUGGGCUUCCUCCCCUGGCACAUCAGACUCACUGAAUUCUUCUCCCUGCCCUCCCACAGAAACAUCUCCUACGAGGACCUGCUGGGCGUCCUGCAGCGGUUCGGUGUUUGUCAGCAGCGGCUCGGCCAGUAACGCGGAGCCCGCGUCAGGCUCUUUUUAUAUACAGGUAGAAGAAGUGUGGGGUUCACGCAGUCAAGAGGAGAGUUUGGACAUGUGAUGACCCCUCCGUGCUCCACUCGUCUCCACUAAAAUCUGUCCCAUCUCCUGGAUCUUUAAAGACUGCUCAAAGACGAGGACACCAGGAGACAAAGCCAGCCAGCUCACUUCCUGCCACCAGCUCUUGUCUUAUAAUAAACUCACAUUCCAGGACCUCUGGAACGAGCUCUCUCUCCGAGCCAAGAGGAAAAACAGCACGUCAGAGACACACACUGACACGAGAAGACUGUCUGCACAGACAUCAGUGUUCCACAAACCCUGUUCUGUCCUCUCAAAACCCUCUGGCUCACUGGUUGUCAUUCAGUCUCCAGCUGCUAUUUUCUGCCCGAAGACUUAAAAAAAUGACUGGCCUUCACUCAGCAGAUAAUAAAGAAGAAACAAGGCUUUGUGCCCGUCUUCGCGAGGCACCCUGGGAAAUCCAGCUGCAUUUCGGGGGUGGGGGAGGAGAGAGGCUCGACUCCCCGACAACACAUGAGCUGAGAGGCGGAAGUUGAGCUUAGGGACAGAGCGGUUAAUAAUGUGUAAAUAUGAGAAAUUCAUGUGGCUCCGUGUUCAUCCCCGUGGCCUCCAGCUUGCAGUCGUGUGUUCAUGUGUAGUGUUGCUUCAGACACAUACAGAGGUUUGUUCAAGGCUCCUGUUGAACUGACCAGGCUCUGAAAUAAAGAAAUGCACUGUCUGUC